UCAAUGCCGUUUGACGACUACGUGGAAGCUGUGAUGGUAGAAGUAAAGAGCAACGUGGGAGUAGAUGGUCUGUGGAUCUAUGAAAUAAAUCAAGGAACUGAAGGACCAUUUGUCAGGUUGCCCUACAAAGUCGUCAAGUUGUGCGGGGGAGCCUACGCCAAGCCCUCAUUUGCCCCCAUGGACAAAUAUGAUAAGUUCAGUUUCAAGUUUCAGUUUUUUCAUCUCGAGUGCACAGGCAUCCUUGAUUAUUCGUCCAGCUUUGCUUCUGAAUUGGUAGUGAAAUUGAUUGGAAGUUCAUUCAACAAAACGAUUCCAGAUUCAGACAUUGAUUAUCAGAGAGGGGACGCUAGAUUGGAAGUAGAGCUUCCCGAUUUUUGGGGUGCGGAGGAGGUUGUGGGCAUGGUUUUGAGCGUGGAUGGAUGGGAGCAGAAGAUUGACGCUACUCUCUCCUUCACUCCAGUGGACAUAGAUGGACAGUUGAACAUCACACCCACGGCUUCAGACAGUGUCCAGGUGUCGUGGCCUCUUGCAACCAUAAACGAGACCACUCCUAUCCUGAUCACAGAGUACACAUAUAACGGAACUGGCCAGGGCUACGAGGAGGUGUUCGAGGAAGAGAUUGACUUGGAGAGUGGCAACACCACUAUCCACUACACUUUCGGCAGCAACCACCUCGUCCGCUUCCAACUCAAGUCGUACCAAGGUACUUUCGUAAGUAUUCUCGCCAAGAAAGGAACUACAGACUGUGUGGACUGGCUUCACGAUCAGCUGGAUAAGGAUCUAUCUGAAUGCUCCGCGGAAUUGGAGGAGAAUUUUGCAUGCCCCGCGAACUCUGGAUCCCCGUAUCCAAUCAGAAACGACGCUUUCUGGGCGCAUGAGGAAGUAGCGAGAGGCCCCCAUGGGUGGUACUACGACCCCUGUUGCAACAAGGAAAACACAUCCGUGUCGCAAUCCUCCCAUGUCCUGUCAAUGUGCGAUGAAAAAGCAUGUGAUUACAACCCAGCAGCUUUGUUCUGCAUUCGAUCACCGGCUGUAGAGUGUUACGACAACCGUACCAGAAACACCCUCCACGUGUCCAACCAGUGUUGCUAUGACCCGGAUGGAACUCUGAUGACCGACCCGCAUCAGGGAGCUGGGCGAAUGAGUCUGAACGAAGCAACAGCGGCUAAUAUGCACCAUUUCUACAGGAAUGAGCUGGAACCAUACGAGGUGUGCUGCGCAGACACUAUGCGCUGUCCUCUGUUCCACUCCAACAGGCCUACAACGAUUGGAGACUACUCUGGAAGUUUGACGGUGCCUAUCAAAUUUGGAGGCCACUUCACGACUGCUGAAGGUUUGGAAUUCAAAUUGCUGGGAUUAGGAGUGUUCACAUUGCUUGAGACCCCCGACAUGGAACAACCGACCAUGAUCCAACUCAGCACCCGGGCUAUCGGACACCUAACUGUGGUAUCCGGAUUGGCUAUUCAAUACGCUAACCACAAAAUAGAGAUCAUGCGACCAUCUCUCGUACCGGAAGGCAAAGGAAACAGAAUCCGUAACUUCAUCUACAUCAACGAUGACUAUUAUAUGUUGCUCACUGACCUUAUGUCAAUGGGACCUGAUGACCCUUUUGACCUCUACUUUAGUGGAAUGACCAUCAAACAGAGAGAAGGCGGUUGUCAUGUGCAAAUUGUGAUUCCAGGCAUCAAUCUCAUUGUUAAUUUACAAGUAAUCCACAACUACUUCAACGUCUUCUUGACUCUUCCCGACUCUUUCCGCGGACACACCAGAGGACUCGUUGGAACAUGGGACGGAAUCGCUUCAAAUGACUUCCUUCCUAAGUCUCCUAGAAUGUCGGAAGCGCCAAUUUCAUCGCUAUCGGACCCCGAGUACAUCUAUGAUUUCUUUGCUGAGUCCUGGAGAGUGAUUGAGCAGGAUGAUUGGCUGUUCGGGACCUUCCUGAGUGGUAUGGUGAAGGCUGACAUGACAGAUGCCCCCAUACAGUUUAACUACACCGAGUCCCAGCAAGUCUACGACAUGUACUCACAGACGUGUGCGGAGGACUGGCAAUGUACUAUGGACGUGCACAGGAGCGGACGCGAGCAGUUUGCCUCCGACUACCAGAGCCUCCGGGACAAGGAGAUCCCGGGAUCCCAGACUGGUCUCCUGAAUGAGUUCAAGAAGGAAAAGUUCAGCGCCAGUCCACGCAUCUGGAUCCCCUUCGUUCCCAUCUUGACAGCUCUGGUCGCUGCCCAGAUGGGAAAACUGUUCCUGUUCAACUGAGACCAGAAGAUAAAAAUAAUGUGAAAUGGUUCAUUAGUUAAAAAAAAAUAAGGGCAAAUCUUAUAGGAGUAACUGAGGAUCUCUUCAACUAUUUCCCUCCCUUUGGUAUCUACUAACGAAUUCUCACCCCUUUCAUGAAAAAAUUCGUCGGUUAAGCAUAGUGAAAUUUGUUCCUAGUAACGAAUCUCCUCACUUGUGCCGAGAGGUGGGAUAGUUGAAGAGACCCGUGAGUGGAUAAUGUAAUCAAGAACUUGUUCAGCAAAUGAAAAAAUUCAAACUAUUCCUGGAAACAAGUCACCGACCUGCCCAACUGAAUUUUAAAUUGCUAACUAUUGAACCAUUUUAAUUGAUUCAAAUUUCAAUUGUUUAUAGACGAAAGCGCCAUCUUGUUUGCAAAUAAUCCUGAGAACAACACAAAACAACUCUGAUGCAAUACUUUUGCAAGAAAAUUUUAAGUGACUUAUUUUUCAAUGUUUUUUUUUAUGUUUCACAAUUAUUUUUCAGUAUGUGGGCGUGAGUUUUUUAGUGUUUCUCAGAAUUGGUUGCAGAUUUUUAUCACUGUUAGCUAGUUGUUAGCUGACAGCUCUUUUCUAUAUCAAAUUGUCUUUUCUGCGGCGGCUACUGUGAUAUUCGGAUGUGUUUCCGUCUGCCAGCGCUCACAGACUGACAACGGCGUCUGAAUAGCAACUGUAGUUUGUUUUGAGGUUUGGAUGAGGUUUCAACUAGCAAAACUAUCAAAAGACCUAAGCAGCUCUCCUUAUUAAAACUAGAAGAGGAAGAUACCAUAUGGGAGUGAUUCUCAUUAGGAGUU
Messenger RNA from Symsagittifera roscoffensis, 3073 nucleotides. RefSeq lists its product as uncharacterized. Lineage: Eukaryota; Metazoa; Xenacoelomorpha; Acoela; Convolutidae. The coding region runs from base 4 to 2262 and encodes 752 amino acids. The transcript has 5 exons. The record is from RefSeq and is a predicted model, not a curated record.